UGUGAAUUUGUAAUCAGCAUGAAUGUGUCCGAAGGGACCAUCUUUAGUUAAAUCAUUGGCUAUUUGUUGAAAAAAAAACACUAAUGACAGAGGCCUCAUCAUGUUAAUUUUUACUAAAGAGUAACUUUUGACAAAGUAUGUCAGUAAAUGUCCAAGAUACCAUCAUAUAAUUAUGUACACACAUGAUUUGAGAGUAUAGGUUUGAGUAUUCUGCGUUUAUAUGUAGAUUGGAAUUCAGUGACUGUUAAAAGAUAUUGAUACUUUAUUCUUAUUGUUUUGUUUAAAUCAGAGUUAGGUUGAAAAUAAACAUGACAUAAGAUUUGAGAAUGAGAUUGCAAAUGAUUGCGGCUGUGACUUGUCCAUGAUAGAUUGUCACAAAAGUCAUGAUGACAAAAAGGUAAUGGAAAUUUGAGUUUUUUUUUCCAUUUCAUAAUUUGUUAUCAGCUUGUAUGUGUUCUAAGGGACGAACUUUAGUUAAAUGAUGGACUAUUUGUUGAUAAAGCUCUUUGAGAACGAAUAUGCCUCUUCAUGUUAAUUUUUUACUUAAGGUGUAUAUAUUGGAACAGUAGGUCAGUAAAUGUCCAAGAUACCAUUACAUAUAUAUGCAUGAUUUAAGAAUAUAAGUUUUAGACUUUUUGAAAUAUGUAGAUUGGAAUUUAGUGCCUGUUAUAUAAUAUAGAAACUUGUUUUGAAUUUUUUAAUCAGACUCUCUCAACUGAUGAAACCAUGAGUAAUGCUGAAAAUGAGCAUGACAAUAUAUUUGAAAAUGGGCUUGCAAAUGAUAAAGGUCGUGAAAUAUCCUUGAUGGAUUGUCAUCAAAGUCAUGAUGACAGAGAGACCAUGUCAAAUAAUGAAACUGUGACUCAUUUUGAAAAUGAGCAGGACAUAAGAUUUGAGAAUGAGAUUGCAAAUGAUUGCGGCUGUGACUUGUCCAUGAUAGAUUGUCACAAAAGUCAUGAUGACAAAAAGACUCUCUCAACUGAUGAAACCAUGAGUAAUGCUGAAAAUGAGCAUGACAAUAUAUUUGAAAAUGGGCUUGCAAAUGAUAAAGGUCGUGACAUAUCCUUGAUGGAUUGUCAUCAAAGUCAUGAUGACAGAGAGACCAUGUCAAAUAAUGAAACUGUGACUCAUUUUGAAAAUGAGCAGGACAUAAGAUUUGAGAAUGAGAUUGCAAAUGAUUGCGGCUGUGACUUGUCCAUGAUAGAUUGUCACAAAAGUCAUGAUGACAAAAAGACUCUCUCAACUGAUGAAACCAUGAGUAAUGCUGAAAAUGAGCAUGACAAUAUAUUUGAAAAUGAGAUUGCUAAUGAUAAAGGUCGUGACAUAUCCUUGAUGGAUUGUCAUCAAAGUCAUGAUGACAGAGAGACCAUGUCAAAUAAUGAAACUGUGACUCAUUUUGAAAAUGAGCAGGACAUUAGAUUUGAGAAUGAGAUUGCAAAUGAUUGCGGCUGUGACUUGUCCAUGAUAGAUUGUCACAAAAGUCAUGAUGACAAAAAGAUAAUGGAAAUUUGA
Ruditapes philippinarum (Manila clam) is the source of this 1512-nucleotide messenger RNA. RefSeq lists its product as uncharacterized. The transcript is spliced from 6 exons. The record is from RefSeq and is a predicted model, not a curated record. NCBI's taxonomy places the organism in Eukaryota, Metazoa, Mollusca, Bivalvia, Venerida, Veneridae. Bases 727 to 1512 code for a protein of 261 amino acids.